Molecule: messenger RNA, 1928 nt
Organism: Contarinia nasturtii (swede midge)
Lineage: Eukaryota; Metazoa; Arthropoda; Insecta; Diptera; Cecidomyiidae
Product: luciferin 4-monooxygenase-like
Exons: 8
Coding region: 198-1859 (553 amino acids)
Biological process (GO): long-chain fatty acid metabolic process; fatty-acyl-CoA biosynthetic process
Molecular function (GO): long-chain fatty acid-CoA ligase activity
Source: RefSeq, a predicted model, not a curated record
UUCGAUACAGCCUCAUUGAAAAAACAUCUGCACUGAUACAGUCGCGUCUCUUUUGUAUGUAUGUACUGUGAUAAGGAUGUCGUAUUUGUUUUUUUUUUACAAAUUUCACUUUGACAUUCGUAAAAGAAAGAAAGAAGUUGUACAAAGAUCGCACGGCAAAGAAAAUCUUAUUUUUUUUUAAAAACAAUUUUAAAACAAUGAAUAAUAUUCUGUACGGUGGAUAUGAAGGUUCCGAAGAAGAUGUGUGUGAAGGUGCCAAAUCUUUGGGAGAAGCAUUAUUAAAUAAACUGCGUGCAGCUGGACAAAGAAUUGUUUUGAUUGAUGGAAUUACCGGUGAAGAGAUUAGCGCACAUAAAUUGCUAUCGAAAGCAGUAUGUUUGGCACGAUAUUUACAAGAAAAUGUUGGCAUUAAAUCAGGCGAUAUAAUUUCAAUUUGUAGUGAAAACCGGAUUGAAUUUGCCAUUACGAUUCAUGCGACACUUUUUCUUGGUGCCACAAUCGCUGCACUCAAUCACGGCUACGUUGAAUAUGAAAUGACUCAUGCAAUAAAUUUAUCAAAGCCACGAUUAAUUUUCGCAUCAUCGACAAAUUUUAAAAAAAUCGCUACUGUUUCACAAAAACUUACAUUUGUUGAACAAAUAAUUUUUUAUGGUAGUGACAAUUGUACAAAGGGGCAUCCAAAUGCAAUAUCAUUCAAUCAAAUUACCACUUGUCAUUUGACCGAUUCACAGUUAGACACCUUUAAAUGUGAACCACAAAAUGUAAAAGAAAAUGUUGCAUUGAUUAUGUGCUCAUCGGGUACAACUGGAUUACCAAAGGGGGUGCAACUGACUCAAUUCAAUCUUUUCAUUGCAAAUGUUCAAUUCCAUGAACGCUUGAGAUCUCAAGAAAUUCCGACAACCAGAGAAGAAAUUGUUUUGGGUAAUCUUCCAAUAUUUCAUGCUUACGGCAUGUCAACGUAUAUUGUUCGAUUUCUUGGUCGAAGAACGCACAUCGUAAAAACGAUUUUAAUGUCACGAUUUAACGAAGCAGAGUUUUUGGUAAUAAUUCAGAAAUACAAAGUGACGACUACGUAUUUAGUGCCGCCCAUUAUGGUUCUUCUGGCAAAAUCGGCAUUGGUUACAAAAUAUGAUCUCAGCUCAUGGCAUACAGCCAUUUGUGGUGCUGCACCACUUGGUAAGGAAACUGAGACUGAAGUGAAACAGCGAAUCGGUUUGAAAAUUGUACGACAAGGUUAUGGCAUGACCGAAGGCACUUUUGCAUACUGUGUACAAGAUGAUGAACGUCAUACAAACGGUUCAGUUGGUGUAUUGUUAAAAGGUCUUUUUGGGCGUGUUGUUGAUUUGAACACUGGAAAAUCUUUGGGCCCGAGACAAGAAGGGGAAAUUCAUUUCAAAGGACCAAAUAUCAUGAAAGGUUAUAUUGGUAAUAAGAAAGCCACUGACGAAACAAUUGAAGCUGAUGGUUGGUUACAUACCGGUGACAUUGGUUAUUAUGAUGAAAAUGGCGAGUGGUAUGUGGUUGAUCGUCUCAAAGAACUUAUAAAAUACAAAGCAUUUCAAGUGCCACCGGCUGAAAUCGAAGCACUGCUACUAACACAUCCGGGAAUCAGAGAUGCGGCUGUUAUUGGUGUGCCAAAUGAAUUGGCGGGAGAAAUGGCAUUUGCAUUUGUCGUUAAACAAACGAAUGCUGACAUCAAUGAAAAAGAUGUCAUCAAUUACGUUGCAGAGCGGCUAUCAAACCCAAAACGUCUUCAUGGUGGCGUGAAAUUCAUCGAUGAAAUACCCAAGAAUCCAAGCGGAAAAAUUUUACGUCGAGUUCUACGCGAUAUGAUUAAAACACACAAGUCCAAAUUGUAAAUUUUAGAAAUUAACAAUUGCAUUGAUGGCAUUUCUAUGGAAUAUGGAUGUUAUUAUCAUUCAAACGAA